Messenger RNA from Ogataea polymorpha, 1197 nucleotides. RefSeq lists its product as uncharacterized. The record is from RefSeq and is a predicted model, not a curated record. The transcript has a single exon. NCBI's taxonomy places the organism in Eukaryota, Fungi, Ascomycota, Pichiomycetes, Pichiales, Pichiaceae. Bases 35 to 523 code for a protein of 162 amino acids.
GGAUCUGCAGGCGAUUCUCAGAAACAUUCUAUCAAUGCACCCAUCCCUCACCGAGACGUUCAAACUCGAAGCUACCAAGCGACUCAAAGGUUUCAAAGACAUGGAGUCUGUUUCUCUUUUUGAAAAAAAAGUGGGAAGCUCUGAAUAUCAGCUGAAAGAAGAUGCUUUUGAAAAAUACGAAAAAAGGAUAAGAGGCUUAAUUGGCAUUGGUCUCGCCCCCGUGGCUCUUGACAAACUUCACAACAUUGUUGAGCAGGUUUGUGGCAUAACCUAUGAUGAGGAGACUGAGACUGGAGAAAUCAUAGUUGAUAAGCUUGCGAUUAUUGACGGCGACAUAGUACAGACUGUUACUGGAUUGAAGGAAAUGGGUGACCAACAAGAUGAUGUCUAUUCUGUGGCUGAUAAGUUAUUAGCUGUUCUGAAAGUGUGCAAAUCGACCUUUGAGGAAAAGAACAGUGAGUGUGAAUUUCCAUUUGAUCGGGGUGAAAAGGUGUUAGUGGACUACUGUGCAGCACACGAUUAAAUACAAACCUGUCUUUUCGGGACAAUAUUCGGAUAACUUUUUUUCUCGGUAUAGAUUUAAGGCAAAAGAUUCCGAUCUACUCGGAAUAGAUAUUGUGAAAUGGAUACUUUUGCACAUAUAAAUCAAAAGCAAAAGUUGGAGUACCUCAAAUCAAAGUAGUUGGUCAUGGAAUUGAAUGGUCAGACUGUUCCGAGAGUUUUUAAUGGUUUAUGGCAACUAUCAUCUCCAGCAUGGGGGUCAGCUCCGAAAUCAAAGAUGAAGAAGCAUUUUAAACAACUUCUUGAAAAUAAAUUCUGGGCCUUUGACAUGGCUGAUCAUUACGGUGAUGCGGAGUUGAUCUUUUCAGAGCUACGUCAAACUUCUAGUCACACUUUUUGUGCCACCAAAUGGUGUGUGUUCGAUAACGAAUUUGAGGUUAGUCCCGAAAAUGUCAAAAAAGAAAUUGACACUCGUAUACGAAGGACGGGUGGUGUUGAUCUCCUUCAAUUCUAUUGGCAAAAUAAAGACGCAGAAAAACCAAUGCUAGAAAUUUGUAAGCUGAUAGUUGAAGACAAAAGAUGCAAAUUGGGUCUUUGCAACUUUGACACAUUGUUGAUGAAAAAGGUUGUUGAGUCCGGCAUCAAAGUAUACACAAACCAAGUUCAGUUUAGUUUAAUUGAUAUUCGCCCUAGGCU